AUGAAAGAAGCAAUUUGAUUGGUUGCUAUGGGCAACUGGGCAACUUUUCCUCUGAACAGGUUUUGAACAUUCUGCUGCAGCGAAGACCGGCGGCUGCUUCCCGGGGACAGCGAUGGCCACCUUACCGUCCGGCGACAAGAUACCCAUCUCAGAGCUUCUCCCCGGCAUGAGGGUCCUGGCCAUGGACAGCGAUGGCCGCUCCACCUUCAGUGACUUUGUGACCUUCCUGGACAGAGACCCCCGAUCGGAGCACGUGUUCCAGGUGAUCAGGACAGGAGACCCCCCUCGAAGGCUUUCCCUCACCCCGACCCACCUCAUCUUUGUAGCGGACAACGCCUCCACCCCGGCUGCUCAAUACAAAGCUGUAUUUGCCAGUGAGGUGAGACCCGGCCAAUACAUCCUAGUGUGGGGGUCUCGGGGUCUCGUCCCGGCCAUUGUGACCUCAGUGAGUACAGACAUAGACGCCGGAGUGUUCGCUCCCCUGACCCAACACGGCACCAUAUUGGUGGAUGACGUGGUUGUUUCCUGUUUUGCCUUGGUACAAAAACAGAGGUUGGCACAGUUGGCGUAUACGCCGUUGCGGGUACUAUACAGUCUCGGUGCCAUGGUGGGAGGGGAGACCCCGCAGCAGGUCGGCCUCCACUGGUACAGCCAGCUCCUCUACCAGGUGGGCCGAAUGGUCCUCGACAAGAACGACUUCCAUCCUCAACUGGAAAGUUGAGCUUGAGCGGAGAAAGUUGAGGACCAACCAACGAGAUGACCCCCCCUCCCCCCCCCCCCCCGAAUUGUGUGGCGGCCAUCUUGUUCUGCACAGUCUACUGACCUGAGGCGUAAAAGGUCUACACAGCCAUUGGGCCACAUCCUGGUCAUGUGACCGAGGCCACGAGGACUUGUCUCCCAAGGUACCAUGAAGUCCUCAAGGUUGGGAACCUUCAGUAGCACUUACCUACAAGACAUUACGAUGUUUUUUUUGUUUUUUUUUAUGAAACUGGGGCAUUACCAGAACCUUCUCAUCACAUGGCGUUACCAACCCGGACCACCCGCUGGGUCCAUGUAGAUUAGGAGGACCCCCUUAAAUAGUCACGGUACUAAACGAAAGAGGAAGAAGCCAACCCGAAUGUUUACCCAAGGAAAGAACUAAGACCAGUAUAGAGUGAAGACUUGUAUGUAUUGGUACAGCCUGGUACAGUCCAAAGAGCAGGGGGGGGGGGGGGGUAGAUCCUCGAGACGGGCGGCAUUAACCCAUUGUAUGCCGACCAGCCUGGACUGUACACUUCCAGUCUACAGACACAACGUCUUAUGGCAAAUCAAUUCUACUGGUGCCGAGGAUCUGGGGCGAAGAACUCACGGACGUCUGCGCCGGCGCGGGAGGUUUGGACCGGCGAUUAACGUCUUCCAAGGGGAGAAUCUAAGGCAGU
Molecule: messenger RNA, 1418 nt
Organism: Hyla sarda
Lineage: Eukaryota; Metazoa; Chordata; Amphibia; Anura; Hylidae
Gene: IHH
Product: Indian hedgehog signaling molecule
Exons: 2
Coding region: 113-721 (202 amino acids)
Biological process (GO): multicellular organism development; regulation of gene expression; cell-cell signaling
Molecular function (GO): calcium ion binding; patched binding
Source: RefSeq, a predicted model, not a curated record